This is a messenger RNA of Didymodactylos carnosus, 1678 nucleotides long. The record is from the annotation of a GenBank genome assembly. Lineage: Eukaryota; Metazoa; Rotifera; Eurotatoria; Philodinida; Philodinidae.
AUGGGCAAUACUACAUCUACUUCUAAACGGAGUAAAAAGAAAAGCUCAAUCAAAGACCACCAGACAAAUCAUGCCAAUCAAUCACCCUUUGUCGAGCACACAACAAAUGAUACCAAUCAAUCACCCGUUGUCGAGCACACAACAAAUGAUGCCAAUCAAUCACCCGUUGUCGAGCACACAACAAAUGAUACCAAUCAAUCACCCGUUGUCGAGCACACAACAAAUGAUGCCAAUCAAUCACCCGUUGUCGAGCACACAACAAAUGAUGCCAAUCAAUCACCCGUUGUCGAGCACACAACAAAUGAUGCCAAUCAAUCACCCGUUGUCGAGCACACAACAAAAGAAGAGCCGUUCACCCCGCAAACCAUUUGGAAUCCAGCAUCCAACGAAUUUAAACUUGGAGACAGCCCGCAAAAUGUCAAUUCCUAUCUUCCGAAAAAGUUUUCUGUUCCGAUUUGGGCGCAUCUGCCACGAGCUGAUGAAUACAAGCAAGAUGUGGUCAAAUAUUUUUGGUUAAAACUGAGCGAAUUUGGGGAUGAAAUUACAAAAUUUAUUCCACCGAAUGUAUCCAUAAAAGAAUCGAGCUAUGUCUGCUUUUUAUUUUUCGAUCAAAAAUUAUUUCGUAUUUCCAUUCGAUUAUUUCAUGAUGGCCAGCAUCAGAAUUAUGAUGAAAUAAUCGAAGCAUAUGCUAAAGCAGUGAAUACUCCGAUAAUCACAACUGAAAAUGGAAAGAAAUUCUACUAUGAAGACAACAGAAUCGCCUAUUUUUCACGUUUUUCAACAGAUAAAAGUCAUAGUCUCAUUGAAGUUAUUCGAAAAGAUCAGACAACGUCGGACGAUGGCCAUCAGUAUUUUCGUUCAGCAACUCAUCACCAGUCACAAAGAAAAGAAGAAAGAUCAAUCAAAGACCACCAAACAAAUAAUGCCAAUCAAUCACCCGUUGUCGAGCACACAACAAAAGAAGAGCCGUCCACCCCGCAAACCAUUUGGAAUCCAGCAUUCAACGAAUUUAAACUUAGAGACAGCCCGCAAAAUGUCAAUUCCUAUCUUCCGAAAAAGUUUUCUGUUCCGAUUUGGGCGCAUCUGCCACGAGCUGAUGAAUACAAGCAAGAUGUGGUCAAAUAUUUUUGGUUAAAACUGAGCGAAUUUGGGGAUGAAAUUACAAAAUUUAUUCCACCGAAUGUAUCCAUAAAAGAAUCGAGCUAUGUCUGCUUUUUAUUUUUCGAUCAAAAAUUAUUUCGUAUUUCCAUUCGAUUAUUUCAUGAUGGCCAGCAUCAGAAUUAUGAUGAAAUAAUCGAAGCAUAUGCUAAAGCAGUGAAUACUCCGAUAAUCACAACUGAAAAUGGAAAGAAAUUCUACUAUGAAGACAACAGAAUCGCCUAUUUUUCACGUUUUUCAACAGAUAAAAGUCAUAGUCUCAUUGAAGUUAUUCGAAAAGAUCAGACAACGUCGGACGAUGGCCAUCAGUAUUUUCGUUCAGCAACUCAUCACCAGUCACGUAAGUUAUCUAUUGAACCAUUGAUCUCACCGCAGUCGGACAAAUAUGACAUAAUGAUUUCUUACUCUCAUCAUGAGAAAGAAGUUUGUCAUCGUCUUUACUACCGUUUACUCGAGAGCAAGUUUCGCGUAUGGAUAGAUCUCGAAAAUAUGUAUGGUCCAAUCGUCGAACGAAUGGCAG